This is a messenger RNA of Microsporum canis CBS 113480, 447 nucleotides long. RefSeq lists its product as uncharacterized. The transcript is spliced from 2 exons. The record is from RefSeq and is a predicted model, not a curated record. NCBI's taxonomy places the organism in Eukaryota, Fungi, Ascomycota, Eurotiomycetes, Onygenales, Arthrodermataceae. Bases 1 to 447 code for a protein of 148 amino acids.
AUGGCCCAACAUAUCAAAGCGGAAAUUGAUCCAGCGAAGGCCCCAGAGACAUCGAAUAAUAUUAGAGAAUAUGUUCGAAGAUAUGGUACAGCAGGGCUGACCACCUCGUUCAGUAACUUGAACUCAGAGGCAGAGAAGAAAGCUCGAAGACAAGAGGCAAUUAGCCAUGUGCCCAAAGGGCAAAAUACAGUAAUAGAUGAGGAACCACCUGCAGUUUUCAGAAAGCCAGGCGAUCCUUUCAUCACUAGAGAAACUAGUCGCAAGGAGAGUAAACACCAAGGGGGCAUCUUAGGAAGUGCAAUUUUAAAGGCUAGGAAGAUAGGUGAUCCGAAUACUCUCAUUAGCCACGGAAUUAAAGGGAGAACCUCGAGAAUUUAUACGGACCCAACCCUGCAGCAGCAGCAAAAUCUCGAUAUCAAGAGAAGAAGAGAAAAAGAGAGGAGAUAA